Oncorhynchus tshawytscha (Chinook salmon) is the source of this 6932-nucleotide messenger RNA. It is a transcript of the gene drc5, whose product is annotated as t-complex-associated-testis-expressed 1. The record is from RefSeq and is a predicted model, not a curated record. Gene Ontology annotation, biological process: flagellated sperm motility. Lineage: Eukaryota; Metazoa; Chordata; Actinopteri; Salmoniformes; Salmonidae. The coding region runs from base 5384 to 6754 and encodes 456 amino acids. Gene Ontology annotation, cellular component: sperm flagellum. Gene Ontology annotation, molecular function: protein binding. The transcript has 5 exons.
CCUUUACGUUGCUUAAUUACGUUGUUUGAGGAGCCACCCUUUACGUUGCUUAAUUACGUUGUUUGAGGAGUCACCCUUUACGUUGCUUAAUUACGUUGUUUGAGGAGUCACCCUUUACGUUGUUUGAGGAGUCACCCUUUACGUUAUUUGAGGAGUCCUCCUUUACAUUGCUUAAUUACGUUGUUUGAGGAGUCGCCCUUUACGUUGUUUGAGGAGUCACCCUUUACGUUGUUUGAGGAGUCACCCUUUACGUUGUUUGAGGAGUCACCCUUUACGUUGUUUGAGGAGUCACCCUUUACGUUGUUUGAGGAGUCACCCUUUUACAUUGUUUGAGGAGUCGCCCUUUUACGUUGUUUGAGGAGUCGCCCUUUACGUUGUUUGAGGAGUCGCCCUUUACGUUGUUUGAGGAGUCGCCCUUUACGUUAUUUGAGGAGUCCUCCUUUACAUUGCUUAAUUACGUUGUUUGAGGAGUCGCCCUUUACGUUGUUUGAGGAGUCGCCCUUUACGUUGUUUGAGGAGUCGCCCUUUACGUUGUUUGAGGAGCCACCCUUUACGUUGCUUAAUUACGUUGUUUGAGGAGUCGCCCUUUACGUUGUUUGAGGAGUCACCCUUUACGUUGCUUAAUUACAUUGUUUGAGGAGCCACCCUUUACGUUGCUUAAUUACGUUGUUUGAGGAGUCACCCUUUGCGUUGCUUAAUUACGUUGUUUGAGGAGCCACCCUUUACGUUGCUUAAUUAUGUUGUUUGAGGAGUCACCCUUUACGUUGCUUAAUUACGUUGUUUGAGGAGUCACCCUUUACGUUGCUUAAUUACGUUGUUUGAGGAGUCACCCUUUACGUUAUUUGAGGAGUCGCCCUUUACAUUACUUAAUUACGUUGUUUGAGGAGUCGCCCUUUACGUUGUUUGAGGAGUCACCCUUUACGUUGUUUGAGGAGCCACCCUUUACGUUGCUUAAUUACGUUGUUUGAGGAGUCGCCCUUUACGUUGCUUAAUUACAUUGUUUGAGGAGCCACCCUUUACGUUGCUUAAUUACGUUGUUUGAGGAGUCACCCUUUGCGUUGCUUAAUUACGUUGUUUGAGGAGUCACCCUUUACGUUGCUUAAUUGCGUUGUUUGAGGAGUCACCCUUUACGUUGCUUAAUUACGUUGUUUGAGGAGUCACCCUUUACGUUGCUUAAUUACGUUGUUUGAGGAGUCACCCUUUACGUUGCUUAAUUACGUUGUUUGAGGAGUCACCCUUUACGUUGCUUAAUUACGUUGUUUGAGGAGUCACCCUUUACGUUGCUUAAUUACGUUGUUUGAGGAGUCACCCUUUACGUUGCUUAAUUACGUUGUUUGAGGAGUCACCCUUUAUUAUUGCUUAAUUACAUUGUUUGAGGAGUCACCCUUUACGUUGCUUAAUUACGUUGUUUGAGGAGUCACCCUUUACGUUGCUUAAUUACGUUGUUUGAGGAGUCACCCUUUACGUUGCUUAAUUACGUUGUUUGAGGAGCCACCCUUUACGUUGCUUAAUUACGUUGUUUGAGGAGUCACCCUUUACGUUGCUUAAUUACGUUGUUUGAGGAGCCACCCUUUACGUUGCUUAAUUACGUUGUUUGAGGAGUCACCCUUUACGUUGCUUAAUUACAUUGUUUGAGGAGUCACCCUUUACAUUGUUUGAGGAGUCACCCUUUACGUUGUUUGAGGAGCCACCCUUUACGUUGUUUGAGGAGCCACCCUUUACGUUGUUUGAGGAGCCACCCUUUACGUUGUUUGAGGAGUCACCCUUUACGUUGUUUGAGGAGCCACCCUUUACGUUGUUUGAGGAGCCACCCUUUACGUUGCUUAAUUACGUUGUUUGAGGAGUCACCCUUUACGUUGUUUGAGGAGUCGCCCUUUACAUUGCUUAAUUACGUUGUUUGAGGAGUCACCCUUUACGUUGUUUGAGGAGUCACCCUUUACGUUGCUUAAUUACGUUGUUUGAGGAGUCACCCUUUACGUUGCUUAAUUACGUUGUUUGAGGAGUCGCCCUUUACGUUGUUUGAGGAGUCACCCUUUACGUUGUUUGAGGAGUCACCCUUUACGUUAUUUGAGGAGUCGCCCUUUACAUUGUUUGAGGAGCCACCCUUUACGUUGCUUAAUUACGUUGUUUGAGGAGUCGCCCUUUACGUUGUUUGAGGAGUCACCCUUUACGUUGUUUGAGGAGCCACCCUUUACGCUGUUUGAGGAGCCACCCUUUACGUUGCUUAAUUACGUUGUUUGAGGAGUCGCCCUUUACGUUGCUUAAUUACGUUGUUUGAGGAGUCACCCUUUACGUUGCUUAAUUACGUUGUUUGAGGAGCCACCCUUUACGUUGCUUAAUUACGUUGUUUGAGGAGUCACCCUUUACAUUGUUUGAGGAGUCACCCUUUACAUUGUUUGAGGAGUCACCCUUUACGUUGUUUGAAGAGCCACCCUUUACGUUGUUUGAGGAGUCACCCUUUACGUUGUUUGAGGAGUCGCCCUUUACAUUGUUUGAGGAGUCGCCCUUUACGUUGCUUAAUUACGUUGUUUGAGGAGUCACCCUUUACGUUGUUUGAGGAGUCACUCUUUACAUUGUUUCAUGGGCUUACCUUACCUGGUAAGUGAAACUGCAGUUUGAAAUAAUUCAGUAUGUCACAAUAUAAUUAAUUUCAAUCUUGGCAUAUUAAACAAUGCUCCUAUAACACUUUAUUCUCUGUCCUAAGAUGUGUUAUAUUGCUGCAUUGGUGUUAGUGGUGGCAGGGUCUGCUCUGAUCAGUCAACCUGCUGUAUGACCAAUGGAGGAUACGCCUGCUGUCCCUUCCCUGAAUGAGUACGAAACAAAUUUGACACCACUAGUAUAGAUGUAGUUCUUCAAUGGUGAAACCAACUUUUCGGUCAAAACGAAGACCCUCAUCAUACCUCACUGAGAUAUAUUAGAGAUUCAUUACAUAUGAAUUACAAGGUAUUCACAGAUCACCUCAUAACUUUUAUUUUCACUGUGUUUGUUUUCCUAGGCAGUGUGUUUGUAAGUAGUGUUGCUCUAACAUAACCCACUGUUGCCUGUCUGGAUACAGCUGCAACACCACAGAACAGAUGUGUGCGAAAUAUUACCAACCAUAGAGCAGUGUGCCCAUGCUGAACAAGGUGGCUGCAGAGAAACCACGCUCUCCUGUCUCUCCCCCACUUGAGUCUGAUAUCAUCCCAGAGCAAUGCUGCAGCAAUUCUGCAGCAGUGGAGAGCUCUGUCUCUAUGGUGCACUGUGAUUGCUCAAAUAUCUGCCCUGCUGCCGUCAUCCCGAGGGCGGGUGGAGCUGCUGUCCAUUUUCUUCUGUGAGUAGUCUUUCUGCUUGUAUGUUUGCUUCAUGGUCUAGUUCAGGGGUCUCAAACUAAUUUUGCCUUCGGGCCACAUUUGAUCUUCUUCCCCAAAGCCCAGAUUCACAAAACCUUAAGAAGAAAUGUAUUCUUAACUGACAUUUUUUGGGGAGGAGGACAUGACUACUUAGGAUUCAGUCGCAUGUUGUUUGUUUGUUGCCAUUUAUGUUAUUAAAGGUGGUAGCAUAUUGAAAAUAACCUACGGAUAAAAGUAUUUUAUAUCUUAGAUAUAACCAAGGUCAUUACAUGUUUUUUUUUGCGUAAGACAGUUUUGCGUGUUUUGUGAAUCUGGGCCCGCAGGCCGGUCAUUUGAGACCCCUGGUCUACUGUAACUUUACAUCUUGGAUAACAAGAUAAAUAUAUAUUGUAAAAAUAUAUUGUCGUUAUUCAGUUUUGUUAUUAGGCUACUAUGUAAUUCAUGCUUGUUACAUUCUACUUACAUUAGUAACUACACAGUAAAGUUAGUCAUAUUUCUAUAAACAGCAUUGUUAAUUAAACAUUUCUACUUAAAAUGUGUAACAUCAAAACAUGAACUUGUAUUUUGCUGUUUCCUAGAGCGUGUGCUGUCUGGAUGGUGUCCACUGCUUUCCUUGUGGUUAUAAGUGUGACCGCAUACACACUAAGUGUCUGAAGACUGAUGGCCUGAGGUACCCCUUUAUUCCGAGGCAGGCCCACUUCCUUCCUAUGAUCAAACUCACCAAGAUAUCCAAGGUCAACGACCAGGUGCCACAAUAUGUUCCAGACGUAACAAAUAUAGUGUGUGAGCAGCUAGCGCUGUUCACUUUCUAUCAAUACAUGACACUUUGUCCACAGUUUAUCAUCAGUCAUGACAUUCUCAGACAAAGGCACGCUGGAUGUCAGCUUUAUACCAUUAAUUGAACUGAGACAUUGUUCCUGCUCACUGGUAUUGUGUUGCUUUGGUGUUACUACCCUGAGAGUAAGAUCUUGAAGUUGCGGUUUUCUCUUCUUUUAGCAGGUCCCAUGGACACUACUUGGUUGCCGUUGACAGCACCCAACAUGGCUGGGUUAUUCCCUUCCACAGGAAAUCAACUGACCUCCAGCUACAGUAACCCGUUGUGGCAAGGGAAACACUGGAAAAUACUGUUGUCGACAGCUAUCUAAGCCAAACUAACAAGAUUUUAUUUUGAAUUACAUUUUGCCUAACUACUGAGAUUGGGAUUGUACACUUUUUGUGAAUGCAUUAUAUGUACAUGAAUGGGGAAUCAUGACACCCACUCAUUGUUGAUUUCAUAAAACAGACAGGUCAAUAAAAUAAAUGAUAGACACAAUAAAUAUCUACUGGCUACAUUCAUUAAGGAUGUGGGUUGGGGUUGUAGGGUAACAUGGUAUCAACAUCUUGUACUGGUUUUUCUACCCCUGAUAACUAGCCAGUACUUCUACCACCAAUUUCAAAUGUUUUAUGGAAAUAUAAAUUAUGCACAUGGAAGCAAAAAAUGUCAUACAUUUUUUUACGAUAUAGCCAAUUUUGCCCUUGUGGCUGUGGAUUCUAGUGGAUACCACUUCCCACCCGGGGCGUUUCUCCCAUGAGCAAGUGUGCUUGUUUGUAACCACGGCAACGUCGGUCGAGCAAAUGCAAAACAAGGUAAGCUAAGCUAGCUAACAUGUGCACUCGUUAUCAGAUAAAUAGAGAAUUUGCAGCAUUUGGGUAGCUAUGCAUUGCAGCGUUAGCUAAAGUUAGCUAUCCUGCUAUGUCAAGUAACUUAGCUAGCUAAAGUUAGCUAACGUUAGCUGGCUGAUAAGUUACUAAUUUAGUUAGGCUAACUAACCUUAGCUUUCAUGUUUGAAAGGGCUGAUAAUGCCAGCAUUAGUUCAAGGUAGCUAGAUAGAUAGGGCCCAACAAGUUACAGAAUCCCUGCUCAAAAGUGUUUAUGAUAUAUUUAAAUUAAUGUGGCAGUAAUACUAUAUUUGACUAUGGUUUAUUUGCAAACUCUAACAUUGCAUUUUGAGAAUUCUCUCUGGUUAAACUCUGUUCUUCUAUUGAACAGGUAAUACCCCCCAAAAUUCCCAAGCAUGACUGCAACAAUGUCCAAGUCUCCUGGGGCUGGCAUGUAUCCUCCAGUAGCAAAACUCAACUUGGCUGCAGACCCCAGGAAGAUGCGCAGGAUCAUUGCAGAAGAUCCAGAGUGGUCCCUCACUGUAGUGCCCCUUUUAUCCAACCUCUGCCUGCAACACAUAGUGAGAAACUUUGAGGAGAAGCCCAUCCUCGAAGAACUUCUUCCCAGGCACAAAGACUAUGUCCUGGAGAGGCUCUCUCCGUCCCUGCCCCUGCAUGUGACUGCCAACCUGAUCAGCGACGACGGCUACUGGAAGCGCUGCUGCAAACAGCGCUGGGGCCUGUGUGACGUCUCCUCAUACGGCCACAGCUGGAAGCGCAUGUUCUUUGAGAGGCACCUGGAGAACAUCAUCGAGCUCUACAUUCCUGAUGCCACUGACCCCAAGACGGUGCUGGGCAUGGUGCCUCUGUGCCGGAACUACGUGAAGAGGCUGGACAUCUCACAGCUGAUGCCGCCAAUCAAGGAACCCCAGAAGUCAGAGGACGAUGACAACUCGGACUCGGCCAGCGACAUGGGCAUGGAUGGGCCAUCCAUGGACCACUUUGACUUUGGCAUCCUGCUGGACAUGCUGAGCCAUCUGGAGGAGUUUCACGUGGUCUACCGGGUCAAGGGAUGCGGCAUGAACUUUGAGUGGAACCUCUUUGAGUUCACCUUCCGCGACUGCGAGUCUCUGGCCAAGGCCUUGAAGUCCUGUAAGACCUUGAGGGUGCUGAGGAUCCACCAAAGCAAAGUGGAUGACGAGAAGUGUCGCCAGCUUGUGAACAACCUCCUGGACCACCCGUCCCUCAGGGAGCUCAACCUCUCCCACAACCUCAUCGGGGACCGGGGGGCCCGGGCCAUCGGCAAGCUGCUCAACAGGAGUAAGCUGGAGAGACUCACUGUCUACGACAACAACAUUCGGGGGCCGGGGGCCCAGGCUAUAGCCUAUGCCCUGGCCAAGAACUCCAGCCUGCUGUCCCUCAACCUGCGUCUGAACCGGCUGGGGGACGAAGGUGGCCAGGCCAUCGCCCAGGCCCUGCUGAAGAACCGCACCCUGAAAUGGCUGCACCUGGGAGGCAAUGAAAUGACAGAGCCCACAGCCACGGUCCUAUCCCAAGUCCUGGUCCAGAAUAAUACGCUGAGGAGCAUCAACCUGUCCUGUAACAGGCUGGGUAUGGAUGGUGGUAAAGUGUUGGAGGAGGGCAUGUGUCACAACAGCAGCAUGGUGGAGUGUGAUAUCCGCCUGACAGAGGUGGGCCAGGAGAGCGACUACUGCAUCAGCCAGGUGGUACGCAACAAUCGGAACCAAGCACACAGGAAACACAACACAGAAGAGAACCUAGCCUAAACCUCAGAGCAUUAUUAAAUACAAGGAAGAAGAAUCAUCACUGAAUUAUCACAGUGAAUUAUUGUAAUGUUUGUUUAUGUGUCAAUUAAUCCCAUUGGGGGAUGGGUUGCCAGCUGGCGAUUUGACAUGAAAAUACAUUUUCAUUCAUUCAUAUAAACAUACAGCCCAUUUGUGUUCA